Molecule: messenger RNA, 1668 nt
Organism: Medicago truncatula (barrel medic)
Lineage: Eukaryota; Viridiplantae; Streptophyta; Magnoliopsida; Fabales; Fabaceae
Product: la-related protein 6C
Exons: 10
Coding region: 206-1420 (404 amino acids)
Biological process (GO): RNA processing
Cellular component (GO): nucleus; ribonucleoprotein complex
Molecular function (GO): RNA binding
Source: RefSeq, a predicted model, not a curated record
UUUAUAACCUUGAAAGAUUUAGUCAAAAUAGCCACAAGUGUAGGAAAGAGGUAACGCAAAACAUGGAUUCAAAUUCAAUACCAAAAAAACAAAGAAACAAAAAUAGUUAGUUACACAAAAAUAGUUAGUUACUAUUAAGCUUGUGAAAUAGUUAGUUACACCAUUUCUCACAAUCACACACAGAGAAAAAAAAAACUGCACAACAAUGGCACAAGCACAACGUGAAGAGAAGAUUCAUCAUGAGAAGAAUCAAGAAAAAGAUCAUGUUCAAGAGACAAGCAAUUCAAGCUUCAAAUUCAAUGUUCAAGCGCCUGAAUUCGUGCCGAGAUCGCAUUCUCAAAUGCCGAUUUCGGGUUAUUUCUAUCCUUGCUUUCAGAUUCUUGGUGGUUCUGGUGAAUCUGAUUGGUUCUACGUUGGUGAUCAAGAUCCUUCUGCAUGUUUGAUCCCUAAUGCUAAUGUUUCGCAACCCAAUUGUUCCAAGAAUGUGCUCAACCCUGACCUUCAACAGAAGAUUGUUAAACAGGUGGAGUAUCAGUUCAGUGACCUGAGCUUGCUAGCAAAUGAAUCUUUCCAGAAACAGAUGAAUAAGGAUCCUGAAGGUUAUGUUCCAAUUACUGUGAUUGCUUCCACAAAAAAGAUCAAGUCACUUGUUAACAACAUUCAUCUGCUUACACAAGCUAUUCGCCAUUCUUCAAAACUUGUUUUGAGUGCUGAUGGCAAGAAGGUUAAACGAAAACAUCCUUUCGCUGAAAAGGAGAAAGAGGAAUUAAUGUCUCGGACUGUUGUGGCAGAGAAUUUACCUGACGAUCAUUCCCAUCAAAAUCUUCAGAAAAUAUUUGGCGUAGUUGGGAGCAUCAAAACAAUCAGAAUAUGCCAUCCCCAAGAACCGAAUUCUUCUCGCCCGAAAGGUGAUUUCCUCAUCAGUAACAAGCUACAUGCACUUGUGGAGUAUGAAUCAUCGGAUGUUGCUGACAAAGCUGUUGAGAAAUUAAACGAUGAAAGGAACUGGAGGAAAGGGAUGCGAGUAAGGUUGCUGCUUAGAUGCUCGCCAAAAUCUGUUUUGAAGAAUAGAAAGUCAGAAUUCGAUGGCUAUCUUGAUGACGAUGAGAAUCUACAUUCUGAAACUGCUGAAGAUUCUUCUCAUCCAAACAACACUGAAUUAUGUGUUGAGAGUAAUGGUGAUGAAACUUCAGUCGGAUCAAAGAAAGGAUGGACUAGAGGUCGAGGAAAGGGAAGAGGACGCACUCAAAACCAUACCGGACGUGGCCUACUUGCCCCACCAUCUCCAUCAAGCAGUGUUGUCCUGGGUGAAGUGUCGACUAAACCCAAUGCAAAGGGCCCUAGAAUGCCAGAUGGAACAAGAGGUUUCGCCAUCGGACGAGGCAAACCGAUUAGUUCUCCCACUUCACCUCAGGAGUAAUGGGUAUUGUACCAGCCAAAAUUUUACCUAUGCUCUAUAGUGAAAUUUAGGAAGUUUUUGUUUUGUUUUUCUUAUUACCAGGGUAUUCAAAAGCAGCAAACUGAUAUUUGUUUAGAUUUUACCAAUUUAGUAAUAAUUCAAGGUGUAUAGUGUUGUAUGUUAUGGCUGAUCCUGAUGACAAUGACUGCAAUCCUAUAUGAUGCUGCCUUAGCAUGCAACUUAAUUAGAGGUAUGCCAUUUUUAUGUCA